Artibeus jamaicensis (Jamaican fruit-eating bat) is the source of this 1644-nucleotide messenger RNA. RefSeq names its product patr class I histocompatibility antigen, A-2 alpha chain-like. NCBI's taxonomy places the organism in Eukaryota, Metazoa, Chordata, Mammalia, Chiroptera, Phyllostomidae. The transcript is spliced from 8 exons. The record is from RefSeq and is a predicted model, not a curated record. Gene Ontology annotation, biological process: antigen processing and presentation of endogenous peptide antigen via MHC class I via ER pathway, TAP-independent; positive regulation of T cell mediated cytotoxicity; antigen processing and presentation of endogenous peptide antigen via MHC class Ib. Gene Ontology annotation, molecular function: peptide antigen binding; signaling receptor binding. Gene Ontology annotation, cellular component: external side of plasma membrane. Bases 31 to 1113 code for a protein of 360 amino acids.
UCCUCCACCCACGUUUGGUGGAUCGCCGUCAUGGGGCCCCGAGCCCUGCUCCUCCUGCUGUCCGGGACCCUGGCCCUGACCCUGACCCAGAACUGGACGGGCCCCCACACCCUGGGAUAUUGCAGCACCGCCAUGUACGUACCCCUCGGCGAGAAGAACCGCUACACCGUCGUCAUCUACCUGGACGACACGGAGAUCCUGCGGUUCCAUAGUGACGCCUCCAGUUCCAGACUGGAGCCGAGGGUGCCCUGGAUGGAGCAGGAGGGCGCAGGGUUUUGGGAGGAACAGAUGCAGGAAAUAAGGCACAAUGAACAGAGGAGCAGAGUGACCCUGAACAAGCUGCAGGUCUACUACAACCAGAGCGAGGACGGGUCUCACACCCUCCAGGAAAUGACCGGCUGCCUCGUCGGGUUGGACGGGCGCUUCCUCCACGGGUUCAGUCAGUUCGCCUACGACGGCACCGAAUUCCUCUCCCUGCAUGAGGACCUGCGCUCCUGGACCACCACAGCCAUGGCGCCCCAGAUCACCUGGCGCGAGUUGGUGCUGCUCCCUGAUGCGGACGUCAGGAGAUUCUUCCUGCAGGACACCUGCGUGCGCCGCCUCCACCGCCUCCUGGAGAAGGGGAAGGACACGCUGCUCCGAGCAGACCCUCCAAAGACACACGUGACCCACCACCCCAUCUCUGACCAUGAGGUCACCCUGAGGUGCUGGGCCCUGGGCUUCUACCCUGCGGACAUCACCCUGACCUGGCAGCGUGAAGGGCAAGACCUGACCCAGGACAUGGAGCUGGUGGAGACCAGGCCUGCAGGGGACGGGACCUUCCAGAAGUGGGCAGCUGUGGCCGUGCCCCCUGGAGAGGAGCAGAGAUACACGUGCCAUGUGCAGCACCAGGGGCUGCCUGAGCCCCUGACCCUGAGAUGGGACCCCCCUCCUCAGACCACCAUGACCAUAGUGGGCAUCGCUGCUGCCCUGGGUCUCCUUGGAGCUGUGGCUGCUGCAGCUGUGAUGUGGAGGAGGAAGUGCUCAGGCAGAGGCAGGGAGAGAUGCACUCAGGCUGCUUACAGUGACAGUGCCCAGGACUCAGGUGUGUCUCUCACAGCUCCUAAGGGGUGACAGAGCUGCUUUCUAUGGGACUUGGUGCUAAAACGGUCACUGCAGCCUCCCCUUGGGACUUUAAGGAUCCCUGACUGCUGUUCCUGCAACUGGCAUCAGAACUUGUCUGCAUUCUUAUCAGCACAGUGAGGAGCUGGUGCCAAGGCCACCCUCCCCACAGGGACCUGUGUCCUCUCCCCAGGGGACUGUCAUGUCCUAGCAGAGCUGGGGUGAGGCAUCCCCAUCCUGGUCAUUCCUAGUCUGGGGCGUCUUUGUUGCUAUUUUGUCCUUGCCACUUCAGGAGAACCUUGUCCCAGCAGGACCUGGGAUCCCAGGGACUCGGGCAUUCACCUGGGCCUUGUGGUGGCUCCAGGACUGUGCUCAGUGAGGGCUUCAUGAGGCCCCGUCAGCCUGGGCUCAGGCCUGGGUCUGGCCCUCAGCCCCUGUUUGGGGUAUUUUAUUGUUUUUUUUCUUUUUGUACAUGUUAUGUAUUCUUGUUUUCUUGUAUUCUUCUAUUCUUGUUUUCUUAUUAAAUUAUUGCAAUGUUUUUAU